CAAUGUUCUUGCAAUCCAGGUUUCGAAGGAAAUCCUUAUCUUUCUGGUAUUUGUCAAGAGGGUAGAGCAUACGACGAUUACCGGCGGAGAAUCAAAGCUAAAAUGGCAGGCCUAGGUGUUGGAGUGGGAUUUGGAGCACUUUUUCUACUCAUUGGUUUAUGGUGGUUGUACAGAGUAUUCAAGAGAAAGAGGAGUGAAAAACUAAAGAAAAAGUACUUUAAGAGGAAUGGUGGUCUAUUACUGCAAGAACAACUAUCUUCAGGUGAAGUCAAUGUCGAGAAAAUCAAAAUGUUUCCUUCGAAAGAAUUGGACAAAGCCACUGAUCAUUACAAUGUGAAUAGAACGCUGGGCCAGGGAGGCCAAGGAACAGUUUACAAAGGGAUGUUGGCUGAUGGAAAAAUCGUUGCAGUCAAGAAAUCCAAAGUAAUUGAUGAAGGGAAUCUCAGACUAUUUAUCAUCGAGGUCGUCCUUCUAUCCCAGAUUAACCAUAGAAAUGUGGUUAAGCUUUUGGGUUGUUGUUUAGAGACUGAACUUCCAUUGUUAGUCUAUGAAUUCAUUCCCAAUGGAACCCUUUUCCAGUUUCUCCAUGACCCUAAUGAGGAAUUCCCUUUAGCUUGGGAAAUGCGCUUAAGGAUUGCAGCAGAGGUAGCAGGGGCACUUUUCUAUCUACAUUCAGCAGCCUCCCUCCCCAUUUUCCAUAGAGACAUCAAGUCUACAAACAUACUGCUUGAUGAGAAGUAUAGAGCCAAAGUUGCAGAUUUUGGGACUUCAAGGUCGGUAAGCAUCGACCAGACUCAUGUCACAACUCUGGUACAAGGCACCUUUGGGUACUUGGAUCCAGAGUACUUCCAAUCAAGCCAAUUCACAGACAAGAGUGAUGUCUAUAGCUUUGGUGUAGUUCUUGUUGAGCUACUUACUGGGCAGAAGCCAAUCUCGUUCACAAGAUCAGAAGAACAAGGCAGAAGUUUAGCCACAUAUUUCAUAAUGGCCAUGGAGAGCAACUGCCUGUUUGAUAUUCUUGAUCCUCAGGUUGUGAAGCAAGGGGAAAGAGAGGAUGUGUUGAUGGUUGCUAGCUUGGCUAGGAGCUGCUUGAGGUUAAAUGGGAAAGAAAGGCCUACGAUGAAAGAAGUGACAAUGGUGUUGGAGAGGAUUAAAAAAUCCGAAAACUUGAUCGUCCAACAAGAGAAUGAAUACGACAGAAAUGAAGUGAUGGGAGCACCUUGGGAUGUUACUUCUGCCUCAACAAUCUCCAGCUUCGAUAUUUGUGCUCCAUCAUCACUAGAUGAAAAACCACUCUUACAUACAUGUUGAAAUUAUUUACUACAUGUUUUAAUUUUGUGUCUGUAUGUGAAACUUAAAUAGGCUUGUGGCAUUGGUUUUAGACUUACAGCACUUGCCGCCUUUUUUCUUGUAAUUGUGUGCUCUAGCUGCCUGUAAUUAGAAACUAAAGCUUGUUAACAAUUUUUAGUGCACGUGCAUAUAUA
Populus euphratica (Euphrates poplar) is the source of this 1484-nucleotide messenger RNA. RefSeq names its product wall-associated receptor kinase-like 1. Gene Ontology annotation, molecular function: ATP binding; protein serine/threonine kinase activity. The transcript is spliced from 3 exons. The coding region runs from base 103 to 1311 and encodes 402 amino acids. The record is from RefSeq and is a predicted model, not a curated record. Lineage: Eukaryota; Viridiplantae; Streptophyta; Magnoliopsida; Malpighiales; Salicaceae. Gene Ontology annotation, biological process: cell surface receptor signaling pathway; protein phosphorylation. Gene Ontology annotation, cellular component: plasma membrane.